UGUCUGUGUCGUUUUGGGGCGCUUCAGACAGACUCCUUUCUUUACAUUUCACUUUUGGACCCAAGUUGAAUAGAAAAUGAUUUGCUUUUAUAGAAUGAAGGAAUAAUUGAAUAAUAUUGGUCAUUUUAAAAAAAAAUGUCGCGAUGAUACACGGGAGUUCAAAUUUAGUAAGACAGACAAAACAGGCGCAUUUUGAUGGCGACGAGCAGCACGACGAUGGCUUACUUGAACUCCCUUCGUUUUUUGUUUUAACUUUUCAGAGAUAUGAGGGGGAAACCAGAGAAGGACAGUUCCACGGGAGAGGGAGUGCCAAGUUUAAAGGAGGCCACACUUACAAGGGCAUGUUCUCUAUGGGAGUUAUGCAUGGGACUGGUGUCUUCACAUGGGCCGACAAGGUGAGAUAUGAGGGAGAGUUUGUGCACAACAUGCCGGUGGGCCAAGGCAAGUACACCUGGCCGGACGGCAGCUCUUACGAAGGUGACGUGUGCAAUGGUGUCAGGCAUGGCAGCGGAACCCACAAAAGUGGCAACGUGACGUACAAAGGGCAAUGGAAUCACAGCAAGAGGCACGGAAAGGGCACUGUGUAUUAUAACCAGGAGGAGACUUCUUGGUACAAAGGCAACUGGGUGAUGAACGAAAGAGAGGGAUGGGGAAUAAGACGCUACCCUUCUGGUAACAUUUAUUUUGGUGAGUGGAAGCAUAACUUGAGAAAUGGAGAGGGCACCAUGAGGUGGCUAAAUCAGGGACAGCUCUAUAUUGGCAACUGGCACGACGGAGUCCAGCAAGGCCAUGGCACACACGUGUGGCUCAUGAAGCGAAGCGAACCCGGAGCUGAAUUCCGUCCCAGCAAUCAGUACACGGGGAAUUUUUUCCAGGGUUACAGGCACGGACCGGGAAUCUUUUACUACGCUGGCGGUGCCGUCUACGAGGGAGGAUGGCAGGACAAUAAAAAACACGGGAAGGGAAAAGUUACCCUCAAGGACGGCUAUGUUUUUCAAGGACAAUUCCUUAAUGACAAGAUGGUGACCCCCAAUAUGACAGCAAACCAAGCCCCCGUUCUACAUGGUAUGGCCGAAUCUUCUCUUGGACCGGACAUGACUGUCAGCAUAGAUUGCGCUUUGGAGAAAAUCCCUGGGAGAAAACACGAAAUUGAGCACAAACAGGUGAGGUUUGUGCUGCUGAGGCACAAGACAGAGCUGAGGUCCAUCUAUCGUUUCUACAGCCGACUCGGCCAACCUCAGAUUCCAGGCGGCGCCUUCCUGCUGUCCCGCAUGCAGCUGUGGCGCCUGCUCAAAGACUGUUACGUCCACCACCGUGGCGUCACCUUGGCGGAGCUCGACCUUUACAUACGAGAUAACCCGGAGCCAGCAGAGGUUCACUCCCCCUUCACUCCCAUAAUGCUUUGUCGGUUCCUCAGCUGCCUUGUGAUCAUUGCCUUCCACAUCUACCAUGAGGACAUGGAGUCAUCGAAUCACCUUCUGGCUGCGUGCUUCUCCAAACUUUUGAUAGAAGACAUAUUUCCACAUGCCAAGAAUGUAAAAGGCUUCCUUUUUAAGCCACCAGAGCGAACAAUUGUAGCCGUGGACUUCCUAGGGAAAUGCUGGAAGGUGUAUCAGGCUUACUGCAGGGUCAACAAAGCCCCCAGGGAUGACAGCACCAUGACAAACCGCCAUAUACUAUGGAUGUAUAAGGAUCUCAAUCUUUACGACAGUGAUUUGACCAUCGUGAGGGUAAUGGAGAUCAUCUCCGCAGAGACCCUCGAUCCCAGCAACCUGUCCGCCUGCAUGGAAAAUGAGAUUACAUUUCUGGAAUUCUUUGAGGCUCUUCUUGGCUGUGGCGAGGUCAAGUGUCAGCAGAUGACAGGUCCUUACCCAAAGAUUGGACCGUCGCGAUCCUCUUCAGCACUGGCACGUCAGUGGCAACAAACGCUGGCCCAAGAUCGUGAACUGGAUGCUUGGAGUCAUAAGAUCCAUCACUUCUUCAAACAUAUGUUCUUCCCUGCUGUUGCCCUCCUUCAUAUAAUGUGAUAAGCAAGAAGCAACUCGCACAAAAGGGAACCAAAAAAAUAAAAAUAAAAUUUGGAUUAGCAAUUAGGGUGGCGGAGUGAAGUACAUCAGGUCACUCGGGCAUGCAGAUGGCCGUAUCUUGUCCUUGGGGUUUGGAGUGAAGAGAAACAAGGACGCUUCAGCUGUCUGGGCCUUCAAAAUACACACCGAAAUAGAACGCAGUAUGAAUAUACAGUAAGAACAAAUCAAGUUACUGCAGUCUCAUGUUAAUUUAAAUGGUCAUAAGUUACAGAAAUAAAAGUUUGAACCUGUGGUGACUGGGAAGUUAACGGGGGAGGUGCUGUGGUGACAGUGUGCAAAACUGUGAAGAAAGAAAAGACACAUUUACAGUAAACCAAGAGUGUACACCAAGACAUGUAGUGCAGUGAUGACUACAAGAGAUUAUUAGGAAAUUAACCAGUACAAAUAAUACAUCUUUGUACCUCUUAUCUGUGCUAGUGACAUAUAGUGACAAGCAGAACAAUUACAUGCUCCUCCACGACAUGGCAGAAGGUACAACCAACUUAAAUUUGAAUAAACUCAGACCAGUUAAGCAUU
This is a messenger RNA of Phyllopteryx taeniolatus (common seadragon), 2603 nucleotides long. RefSeq names its product radial spoke head 10 homolog B (gene rsph10b). The transcript has 17 exons. Bases 144 to 2027 code for a protein of 627 amino acids. Lineage: Eukaryota; Metazoa; Chordata; Actinopteri; Syngnathiformes; Syngnathidae. The record is from RefSeq and is a predicted model, not a curated record.